UCUGCAUUUGUUCUUCUUUCUUUAAGAUUCUAUUUUUUCCUUUUUUUUUCUUUUUCAAUGCAAAAUGGCUGAAUCAAUACCACUCUCACCUUCACAUAUUAGUCCUCCACAAAGACCGAAUAAAAGUCAGUUGAGAGCUAUUAUAGAACAACCUACUGGUAGCUAUUCUUCAAGUGGCAGUAGUUCAGUAAAUGUAUCUCCAUCAAAUGAAGAUGAAUACUCUAACAAAAUACCACGAUAUACAAGCCGUUUUACAGAACAUUUUGAUUCAUUAGAACAUCAAAUAUUAUCUCUCAGUAAUGAUAAUACUGCCAUAUGUAUGAAUACAGAAUUUGUAGAAAGUCCAGUUACGGUAAAGCGAAAGCCUUUAAAACCAUCUUUAUCUACACCACUUAUAACUCAUUCUGGAACGAUAAAAAAGACCAAUGGAUCCAUCAAGUCACCUACGAAUAGCAACUCACCAACUAGUUUUAAUCGAGCCAAUUUUAUUAUUACACGUCUUGAAAAUUGGUUCCUCUUUCUCAAGGCACUCAUUAAAUGGAUAGAAGAGAUAUCUAAGGCUGCAAUAGUAAAUGCUCGAAAUUAUUCACAACGGGUAUAUCCGCAUCUUGACAUAUCCUGCUCAGCUCAGACAACCAUCUUAACCGGAAUCCAAACAAUGGUCAUGCAAAUAGCAGCUCAACAACAAGAAUUUAGUAAACAUCUCGAGCGUCAUUAUUUAUCUGAGCUUGUUAAACUGCGAAAGGAAGUUAAAGAGAUGAUUCAAAAGUUGAAAAAUGAUCAGAAUUUAUAUAUGGAUGAAUGGUUACGUCGUGCAGAAGUAACAAAAUAUAAAAUGCUACAUUUAGAUCGUUGUUGUAAGCAGUCAGAAAAAACAAAAGGACAAUUAGAGAUGGAUCCAUGGUUAGCUAAUUCAUUGGUACUUUGUCAACUAAAACGAGAAGUAGAUGAAGAAAAUCGCCUUCGACUAUUAAUGAUACCUAUUCAAAAAGAGGCUAAAUCAUUGGAGAAACGAUUAUACGAUGCUAUUAAACCAACAAUUGAAUAUUCCUAUAAAAUAUUAGCGCCUAAUUCAGAACCACCGUCCAUGAUGACACAAGAACAAGAAUGGAGUCAAUUCGUUGAAUCCCAUAUGAAUGAUUUUGUCAAUGAGCAUUAUCCGAAGAAAGAUUUUCUCAAGAUCAACUAUCCAAACAAGUUUCAUCCAUGUGUAAUGACAUUAUUGAAGGGAAAAUUAGAAAGAAAGAUCGGUGUACGAAAGCAAUUUACUGAAAAGUAUUACUUCCUUAGUCAAGGGGGAUAUCUUCAUCAAUAUAGUUUGGAUAAUAAACGUAUGCCUGAAAAGACACUCUUUAUACCAAGCACAACUAUUGUCCCUUCAAUUGACUUGAAUGAAAUAAGCAGUAAUAAUAUAAAUUCAGAUAAUGCAUUGUCUCAACAAAAUGCAACUAAUAAUUAUACAUUUGAGAUAUGUAAACCUGCUACUAAUGUAUUACAACGUGAUAAAAUAUCUGUUUUUCGAGCAUCGACAAAAUCAGAGUUGAUUACUUGGUGUCGUAUGUUGUUGAGUAUUGCAACAGGCACACAGAUAUCCUCUUCUCUAGAUGAUUAUCAUUCCACCAAUAACGACUUGUUUUUAUUACAUAAUCCAUCCUCCACAAGUGAUGAAGAAGCACAUACUACUGAUGUAGCUAAAGUUGACUUAUUAAAUGACAAAAGCAAGGAACCCACACUGCUAGAAGUUGAUGUUAGCAAAUCAUUAGUUGAUGCAAUAAUAAACAUGCCAACGGCCUUAUUGACUACAACUAGCUUCCAAUCUGUUGAGACAGAGGAAUCAUUUAAUGAACCAGCAGCCAUAAAUCAAUCCUCAACGCCUUCCGAUACGAAACAAGAAGAUGAUACUAACACGGAUACAGAAUCAUAUACUACUGCUUUAUUAGAUAAAGAUAACGACGAAGUCAUAGAUACUUACUUCCAAUCUGAUGAUGAUAUUAUGAGUAUUGACUCUACUUUGACGGCCAGAAGUCCACCUGAUACAGCAUGCAUACAAAAUAAUCCAGAACAACAGAACUUAAAUAUAGCAAUAGAAAAAUCACCUUCGCUAGCAGCAAGUUGUUUUGAUGAUGCUCAAUCAUCCCUCUACUUUUCAUCUACCUCAUCUCCUCCCUCCAUUGAUCAAUCAAAUAGAUCAUCCAUUAUAUCCGUUCCUGAAUUUAAUUUAAUUUCUGUAGCAACUACUAUAAAUAAGCGCACGUCAACAAAUAUUAAUUUUUAUAAAACGACUUUAAAUAUCAAUUUGGAAAAUGAAUAAUAAAAGGAAAUUUAGUAAAGACAUAUAUUACAAUACCAAUAUAUAUAUGUAUGUAUAUAUCUAAUGAAGAGUAUUUAUAUGUAUUUAUUUAAAAAACAUAUGACAUGAUUAUAACUGGAAAG
Messenger RNA from Cokeromyces recurvatus, 2433 nucleotides. RefSeq lists its product as uncharacterized. NCBI's taxonomy places the organism in Eukaryota, Fungi, Mucoromycota, Mucoromycetes, Mucorales, Mucoraceae. The transcript has 4 exons. The record is from RefSeq and is a predicted model, not a curated record. Bases 65 to 2311 code for a protein of 748 amino acids.